AUGUCUUGCAGUGACUGUCGACUAACUUCAUUAUAUUUAUUUGUAACAUGUUUUUAUGGAUUAACAAAUGCCUAUAUGGUAAAAAACCAUCCAUGUUGCCAAGAGCCAAGCGAAAACCUGACACUAGCAAUGGUGAUUGACGCCUUUGAGAUAUAUGGACAUGACCCCACCGACAAGUUGGAUCAUUUGGCCCACUACCAAAUUGAAAUGAUGAAGAUCAAGCGAGCGCCAGAUCAAUACAUCAUAAACGAACACGUUCAUAUAGCAACAGAUCAUCUGGGAAGGUUCAUCAACAUGCAUAUUAAGGAACUCAAGGUAUUGCUGAUAUCAUUAGAGGAUGCCAUAGACAACAUGCUGACUAUGUACGACAAUCAUAACGCUAUAAAAACAGAAAGGGUGGCUACGUACAACGCCGCUGGUGGCGGUGCCGUGCCAUCAGAGUUCUAUCUUAGCCAAGAAUACUAUUGCGGCAGGAAUGUUUACAUUUUCUUGUCAGAGUUAUACAGUGAUAUUUACAACAUGGGGCGAGGGCCGGCCCCCUACUGCAAGGGUCGGGCCUUCCACUUUAUAGGCUUUGUCCACUUAAUGGACGACAAGCAUUACUUCUUGGAAGAGGAUCCUAAUAUAGUAUUUCAGAUGGACAACUUUUUACAUGGACUGGAGUGUCAUCUAGGAAUAUGUAUAUUCAGAUUUCCGUUUAAGAAGAAUUUGCAGCAUAUCCGCGAUGUAUCCACUUUACCUAAAGCUAUUGUGAAAUGUGGUACGGAUAUGUAUAAGUUGCCACCUUUAACAGCUGCAUCCUGCAUCAUCACAUCAGGAUCCUUUAUUCUCGACUUUAAUAUACAGGGUAUAAGGUUCAGGCAUUAUGACUAUUUACUAACUAUACCUAAUGGACACACAUUUUAUACCAAAGAGAGUAAUUCUCCAUUAGUUUGCGAUCACCAUGUCUGCGAGUGGAAUAACACAAACUUCUAUGGAGGUCCUUUCAUAAUACCGGGAGACCCAGGAACUGGACUAUCUCCUAUUCCACCAUUCCUGGAGCAAACGACAGAGACGCCAUUCACCACUACAGAGCCAGGGACUAUAGAAUCAAACGUUACAUAUACUUUGGAUGGCUGCUGGUUUAUGUUCCCUCCGAACUAUGGAUCAAUCGCAGGGGUCAGUUAUUUGGACCCACUUACUGUCAACGAAUAUAGAUUCACCUGCCAAGGGUCCGGGAAUAAGGGUCUUUACUGGUACCCGCAAUGGAUGGGCGUGCCACCUCACCAUCCGUACCCACAGUCUGGAGACGUCCCCAGCGACAUCCAGCAGGUGGCGCCUGGUAUCUUCUAUCCUCACCAGCAAGGCCAGAUACCGCCCAAGAUGAUGAUGCCAGAUCCAUCGAAACACGCUUAA
Messenger RNA from Achroia grisella, 1395 nucleotides. RefSeq lists its product as uncharacterized. The record is from RefSeq and is a predicted model, not a curated record. The transcript has 10 exons. The coding region runs from base 1 to 1395 and encodes 464 amino acids. Lineage: Eukaryota; Metazoa; Arthropoda; Insecta; Lepidoptera; Pyralidae.